AUGCAUCGCCAGCAGAAAAUCACCGUCUGCACUAUCCUCGGCUUGGGUGUCCUGGGCAGCAUCUGCUCUAUCGUGCGUCUCGCCUACGUGGACGUCAUCGGCGUAAUGCUUGAGGAUCUCCUGGUGUCUGCCCCAAACUACGCCAUCGUCUCCAUCAUCGAACUCGGUCUUGGAAUCACCGCCGGCUGUCUCGCAACCCUUCGCCCUCUCUUCGCCGCCUGGUUCGACAAGGCACGCACAAACAUGUCCUCCUCUCGCAGCCAAAACACCAAGUCCACACCUGUUGGCUUGAGCAACAACAAAGGCAUCUCUGGCUCGUAUGUGACUUCUGGCCAUAACUUGGGCCACAAAGACGAUGGUGUGGUUACUGUGACCAGAGAGUUGCAGAUUUACACGAAUCGACCUAGCAACGUUGGCGAUGCGCUAGAGAUGCAUGCAUUUGGUCCUGCGGAAGGACAUCAGACACGUUCUGGUCAUCGAUCACGGAGUCAAUCUAGCGAAGAAUCUUUGCUCGAGGUUGUAUAA
Messenger RNA from Aureobasidium uvarum, 525 nucleotides. NCBI's taxonomy places the organism in Eukaryota, Fungi, Ascomycota, Dothideomycetes, Dothideales, Saccotheciaceae. The record is from the annotation of a GenBank genome assembly.